This is a messenger RNA of Choloepus didactylus (southern two-toed sloth), 4237 nucleotides long. RefSeq names its product lysine acetyltransferase 14 (gene KAT14). The transcript is spliced from 10 exons. Bases 301 to 2517 code for a protein of 738 amino acids. Lineage: Eukaryota; Metazoa; Chordata; Mammalia; Pilosa; Megalonychidae. Gene Ontology annotation, molecular function: acyltransferase activity, transferring groups other than amino-acyl groups. The record is from RefSeq and is a predicted model, not a curated record.
UGAAAGUUACAUAUCGAGACGGACAUCAUUCGGAGUGUGUUCUUGUGUAUUGUUGAUGAGUAGCUUAGUGUAAUCGUCAACCUUUCUUUUGUCACUGUCCUUUUAAACUUCAUCAGAUACAUGACAGUGGAGCACAUAUUCUAAAUUUCUGCUUUAAAAGCCCCGUGUGUCUGAAUAAAGAAGUUUGGGCAGGUGCUCUUCUAAAGAGUUUCUGUCUGUGUGAUUGUGGUAGAAGCCCAUUGAAUCUUGGCGUGCAGAGUUUGGGAUCGUUACCGGAAAGUACUGAACCUGUGAGAAGGGAUGGAGAGCAACAUCCACCUGAGUAGUCUGAUAAGUCGGCAUGAUGAUGAAGCCACAAGAACCUCAACCUCGGAAGGGCUGGAGGAGGGUGAGGUGGAGGGGGAGACCCUCCUGAUUGUUGAAUCGGAGGACCAGGCCUCCGUGGACUUGUCUCAUGAGCACAGCGGGGAUUCCCUCAACAGCGAUGAAGGGGACGUGUCGUGGAUGGAGGAACAGCUCUCCUACUUCUGUGACAAGUGCCAAAAAUGGAUACCAGCCAGUAAGCUGAGGGAACAGCUCAGUUACCUGAAGGGUGAUAAUUUUUUUAGGUUUACUUGUUCCGAUUGCUCAGAAGAUGGCAAGGAGCAGUUUGAAAGGCUGAAGCUGACAUGGCAGCAAGUUGUCAUGUUGGCAAUGUACAAUUUAUCUCUGGAAGGAAGUGGACGCCAAGGUUACUUCAGGUGGAAAGAAGAUAUCUGUGCUUUUAUUGAGAAACAUUGGACUUUUUUACUAGGGAAUAGGAAAAAGACGUCAACCUGGUGGAGCACUGUAGCAGGUUGCCUCAGUGUGGGAAGUCCUAUGUACUUCCGCUCAGGUGCCCAGGAAUUCGGAGAACCAGGAUGGUGGAAACUUGUUCACAAUAAGCCCCCGACGAUGAAACCUGAAGGAGAGAAGUUGUCUGCCUCUACUUUAAAAGUAAAAGCCUCAAAGCCAACUUUAGAUCCCAUCAUUACCGUUGAGGGACUUAGGAAGCGUGUGAGCCGGAAUCCUGUGGAAUCUGCCAUGGAAUUAAAAGAGAAAAGGUCUCGAACUCAGGAAGCGAAAGACAUUAGAAGAGCCCAGAAGGAAGCAGCUGGCUUUCUUGACAGAAGCACUUCUUCUACCCCUGUAAAAUUCAUAAGCCGAGGCCGCAGGCCAGACAUGAUUCUUGAAAAAGGAGAAGUGAUUGACUUCUCAUCCUUGAGCUCCUCUGAUCGCACGCCACUCACGAGCCCAUCUCCCUCUCCGUCUCUGGACUUCUCUGCUCCUGGUACACCUGCCUCUCAUUCAGCCACUCCCAGCCUGCUGUCAGAAGCAGACUUGAUUCCUGAUGUGAUGCCACCACAAGCCUUGUUUCAUGACGAUGAUGAGGUGGAAGGUGAUGGACUUAUAGACCCAGGGAUGGAGUAUGUCCCGCCCCCUGCCAGCUCAGCCACCUCCGGGACCGUGGUUGGGGGCCGGAAGAAAGUCAGAGCACCCGAACAGAUCAAGCAGGAGGUGGAGAGUGAGGAGGAGAAACCUGACAGGACGGACCUGGACAGUGAGGACUCGGAUUCCAACACAUCUUUGCAAACAAGGCCUCGAGAAAAGAGGAAGCCUCACCUGGAGAAGGACCUGAAACCUAAAGGUCCCAAAUACACGCCCGUGAGCAUCUAUGAGGAAAAGCUGCUCCUGAAGAAGCUGGAGGCUUGUCCCAGUGCUGUCGCUAUGACGCCAGAAGCUCGGAGACUGAAGCGUAAGCUGAUCGUCAGACAAGCGAAAAGAGAUAGGGGAUUGCCCCUUUUUGACUUGGACCAGGUUGUGAAUGCAGCGCUUCUGUUAGUUGAUGGGAUUUACGGAGCCAAAGAAGGAGUUUCCAGGCUUUCCGCCGGACAAGCCACCUACAGAACAACCUGUCAGGACUUCAGGAUCCUCGACCGCUACCAGACUGCCUUGCCAUCCAGAAAAGGAUUUCGGCACCAGACCACUAAAUUUUUGUAUCGUUUAGUGGGAUCAGAAGAUAUGGCUCUGGACCAAAGUAUUGUCAGUCCUUACACAUCUCGGAUCUUGAAACCUUAUAUCAGGCGUGAUUAUGAAACAAAGCCACCCAAACUACAGCUCUUGUCACAGAUCCGUUCCCACCUGCACAGGAGUGAUGCCCACUGGACGCCUGAGCCCGAUGCACCUCUCGAUUAUUGCUACGUUCGGCCAAACCACAUCCCGACAAUAAACUCUAUGUGUCAUGAGUUUUUCUGGCCUGGCAUUGACCUGUCUGAGUGCCUGCAGUACCCAGACUUCAGUGUUGUUGUCCUUUAUAAAAAAGUCAUCAUUGCCUUCGGCUUCAUGGUCCCCGACGUGAAAUACAAUGAAGCUUACAUUUCAUUUCUGUUUGUCCAUCCCGAAUGGAGAAGAGCAGGGAUUGCGACUUUCAUGAUUUAUCAUCUGAUUCAGGCAUCCCAUUUUUGGCAGGUGGAUUCAACGUUUCUGCACAUUGACUGAACUUCACACAUCCCUUCUCAGCUAGUUCAUGGGUGCCAGUUAAUUAUAAAAUGUUAAAAAGGAAUUUGCCAGAAAUUGGGGUGGAGGGGCACAUAUGGCCCACAAGCCAUGAUCGGAUGCUCAGGUGAGUAAUUUCUAGCACAUUUAACUUGGCUGAGACCAGAGUUUUGAUCUCCACAUGGGACACAAUGCCUCACAGCCAGAACAAGAGGUAACAUUCAUGGAAUGUUGCCUCUGGCCAGGCAGUGAGCUGAGCACUGUAACCUAGACCACCUCAUUUAAUUCCUCCCGUGACUCCAUGAGGUAUGCGUGGGGUGCUACCACAAGCCUACUCUAUGAGUUACCUGUGGCUGCCACCCCAAAACCUGGUGGCUUAAAACAGCUACCAGUUACGUACUCUAGAUUGGUGAGUGGGUAUAAAGGAGGUUGGGUCCAACCUGGCAGCCCUUCCAGUUUCAGGCUCCCUCGUGUCUGUGGUCAGCUGCGGGUCAGCCAGGUGGCCUCUUUUAGGGCCUUCAAGUUGGGAGCCUUUAGUCCACGGUCUGCCUUGGGGAGAGAUGGCCUUUCUGCCCAGGGAGUGCCCUUGGACCACCAGCUGGGAAUGGUGAGCAUGGAGCCUUUCUUCAGGGGAGGGAGUGCCCAGAAGUCAGGUUUCAAAGGUGUUAUUUAGUCCCAAGAUUUCGGUGGAGCACUUUCUAUGUCUCUAGCUCUGUGCAAGGCUCUAGGAUUCCCAAGAGGACUCAUCCUAAAGCCUUUAACAAUUCGGGCACCCCCUCAUAGGGUCUCAGUCAAGGUCAGGGACAUGGCCUAAAGGCUCAAGUCCUGCCCGUGGCCAAAUAGAGGCCUUCUGCAUUCUCCUCGUGGGGUCACCUGGGACUCUGGGUCUGCCGGCUGAGUGGGGCCAUCGAUGUUGCCCCCCAAUACACUGGUCCAUGGCUGAUCAUGUCAUCAUCCAUUAUCCUAUUUCCACCCCAUAGACCUCUGAGGGGAUAGGAUUGGGGUUGAGGGGCCCUCCAGCACCCAGGAGGGGCUGCUGUGACAGUCUCCAAAUGAGCCUGAGCAACAACUCUCCCCCACCAACCCAAGCCCACACCUGCCAGGUUCCUCCCAAUGUCCACUCCUGGUUCUUACCUUCAGCCAGGGCCGUGGUUCUAUGAUCCAGCUGGGAGGGCAGAGCCACCAUAAAUAUUCCACACGAUGGCAAAGCCACUUCUCAACCCACUGCUGGCAGGAACCUGAAUUCCAACAUUGGAAUGUUUUGGGGUGGAGGGAAAGGGUAGGGCCUGAGAGCCUUUCCUACGCCUUGUUUUCCUCUCACCCUUGUUUCUGGACAGCAGGUGCUUUAAAAGCAAGGAAAAGGCCUUUCCUGCUGGCGUGUUCCACGCAGUUCCUCCACCCCCCACCCCUACCCCAGCCAACUCCUUCAACAGGACUCAGGUCAUCUCCUCACUGGGACCUUUCCCAACAGCCCCAGAUGGAGCUGACCUCCCUGACCACCCUCCACUGGCUAUUGUCAGUCAAUGCAUGUGCUUGUUUUUGUUUUUAAUUUUCUGAUUUUUAUAUUUUAUUGAGUCAGCUUAAUGAAUUUUAAGCUAGGUGUACACCUGUAUACCAGACACCGAGUGUUCUAGUUUGCUAAUGCUGCCAGAAUGCAAAACACCAGAAAUGGAUCAGUUUUUAAAAGGAGGUUUAUUUGGUUACACAGUUACAGUUUUAAGGC